CUAUUUCAAAUGUCAUUAAUAUCUCCCGAUCUUAUACUUGCAGGUUAUUUGGAGACGAUUUUUUUUCUAUAACAGCCUUACUUUCAACAUUCACAAUAAUAAAAUUGGACGUUAUGAUAAAUAUGACGUUUUAAUGGUUGUUGCCUUUUGUAGUACAUAAACAAACAAACUCCACCACUACCUGUCAGACAACUUCUAGUGCCAGUGUAAGCUAACAGCAUGGCUGCUGAAGGCGAGAAGAAACGCAUUCUUGAGAUGGUCCAAGCUGAUGGUUCCGAUGAGGGUAGUGUUACGUUUGUAAUGCACGAUGAAGACCACACACUGGGGAACUCCCUGCGAUACAUGAUCAUGAAAGACGAGUCUGUUGAGUUUUGUGGCUACACUAUCACGCAUCCAUCCGAGAACAAGAUCAACUUUCGCAUUCAGACACGAGAUGGAACUCCAGCUGUGGAGCCUCUGAGGAGGGGUCUAACUGAACUCCGGGAUGUUUGUCAGCAUGUUCUCAAUACAUUUGAGGCAAAAGUAAAGGAGUUCAAAGAGAAGCAGGAGCAACCCAUGGAAUGAAGACCAUUGACCAAAUCAGUAAACAUUUCUUCUGUGUGUAUAUAUAUGACUUAUCUAUAUAGUAAGUAUAGUUUUUAUAUAGAAGGAAUGGACUGAUUAAAGAUGUUUAUAGGGCCUUUUUUGUGAGCAAAGGCAUGUUUGCAUUUUUUUCCCUGUACCAUCUUUCCUAAAUUGUUUGCACAAAGAGAGGAAAAUAACAAAUGUACAAACAUAAAUGAUCAAUGUCGAAUGAUUUUUCCACAUUUUUCAUUCUUCAACUCCCCCAAGACUCCGACAUAUUCUAAUGGUAUGUAUUGUCAUAACUGCUCGUGUAUCAUUCAUUUGAAUGGUUUUCCAAAGCAAUGAUGUGAUCCUUGGAACUCAAAAUUGUUCGCAUCUGUCCUUUUGAAGAGGUGUUUCACAUCUGAAGGAAACUUUGGUUCUUCAGCCGUCAUAAUUAGCUAAAGAAUGCGGUCUGAGUUAUUUUGUGCUGUGCCGCCAAGACAGGCAGAAAAAGAAUGAGGGUAGUGAAGUUUAAAUAAUGGCAUGCAAGUGUUUGGGUGUUAAUCAUAUCCCUCUGUUGAUCGUAUAUAAAAACAUGCUUGUGUGUGUUGGCGGCCGAGGGAACUUUUGAAGAAUUGGCAAGAAGGGGAUGCUGUUUUUCAAAAUGAAAUAGGAAUUGUAUAUGCUGUAACAAUCAUCUUAUGUUCCUCUUGGCCUUACUUAGUAGACAUUUAAAUACACUUGCCAGGAUGGACAUAAUCUGCCAGAAUGGGACAGAAAGACUGCCUGCAGGUUGCCUUGUUAAAGUCCAGGCGGUAUCAGUUAUUUUGUCCUACAUUUCUGAAAUACAUUGUCAUUUAAAAGUGACUAAUGAAGGAUGAAAUUUUGUCCUGUUGCAUCCAAAAGAGCAAACGCAGUUUGGCAUUGGCAAAACUACUUUGGUUGUUUAAUGACAGUGGAACCAUGUUCUAACAGUUUCCAAUCCAAGGUAACAAUCUCAAGGCUUGGAUUUUUCUGAACAGACAAAUUUUAGUUAUCCUCAGUUAACUCUUGGCAUGAAGAAACCUAAGAUAGUGCAUGUUGUUUAUAAAACAACAAUAAAAAAAGGGCAUGUCAACAAAUAUUUUUUGUGGUUCACUUAUUUAUUGAACUGUUUUUAACAACAAAGUGUACAGGCUUUGACAACUGCAAGUAAAAUGUUCAGUUGUGAAAAAGCCCCAUCAAGCAAGGGAGGACGCCUGAAAACUAUUGUUUGCUCAGUGGUUACAUAUUAUCUCUUGACAUGCAGGGAGGCUGAAACACUCAAGUUGACAAAUGAUCUUCUCAACCGUUGGAGUUGGGGUAAUUUUAGGGUGGUUUCAGCCCACAUAUUUUUUUAUUUUGUGAUUAAUGCUGUAAACAUACUUCUUGUUUGUGCAUUGUAAAAUCAACCUUUCAAAAAUCUAGUCAACAGUCUAAACUUUUAUAUAAUUUUUGACAUCUUAAUAAAUCAAAGGUUGUUUGUUCAUAUGUGCUCAGUGAUUCGCUGGUGACCACUUCAGUCCCUUGCCCAGUUAGCUGGGAUAGGCUCCAGCACGCCCGUGACCCUGGUGAGGAUAAGCAGUCCAGAAAAUUGAUGAAUAAUAAAUAAAAUCACAAUUUCAGCAGAACAUUUCCUGUUUACUUGAGUUAUUGUUGUCUCAUACAUUUGUUUGAUGAUAUUAAAGUGUGGAAACGUAAAAAAAAAAAAAAAAACAAAGUUGGGGAAUACUGUACUUUAUUACAGUACUGCAGCUCACAGCUUGGCUCUUGCAGUCUCGGGAUGGAUUUGGAAUACAUGUACAAAAGUGGAGUUAAUCAUUGUGCAUGAUCUGUUAGAGCUUCUGCAGAACAAAAUGCUGUAGCAAAUGCGUGAAAAAUGCAUUUGUUCAAUAAUGUUAGGGAAAAGAGAUCACAUGACAAUAAAAAAAACUGAUGAGGA
Syngnathoides biaculeatus (alligator pipefish) is the source of this 2506-nucleotide messenger RNA. It is a transcript of the gene polr1d, whose product is annotated as RNA polymerase I and III subunit D. The transcript has 5 exons. Gene Ontology annotation, cellular component: RNA polymerase I complex; RNA polymerase III complex. Gene Ontology annotation, molecular function: DNA binding; DNA-directed RNA polymerase activity; protein dimerization activity. The coding region runs from base 220 to 564 and encodes 114 amino acids. Lineage: Eukaryota; Metazoa; Chordata; Actinopteri; Syngnathiformes; Syngnathidae. Gene Ontology annotation, biological process: DNA-templated transcription. The record is from RefSeq and is a predicted model, not a curated record.